AUGGCUUCCAAGCUAAUUCAUCGUCUCGUCCCGGCUCCAGAUCUAGAUCACCCCGUGUCCGCCAAUUCGGCGCUGUCCCCCCCACCGCCGCAUUCCACAAACCCAUCUGGCAUCCGUGACAGUUCACACCUAUCGGCUCCACUGCAGUCGCCUUUCCCAUCACCAGGUGUGUCGACUCGCUCGGCUGCUGGAUCACCUGGCCGGCCAACCUCUUCCGGGAACCGCAGCGUCGCUCCCAACCAAUCGUCGACGCUCCCUCUUCUCCCAAAGUACCGUGGUGUUUUGGACUCAUCCACCACUUCCCCGGAGGACAAGAAGGCAGAGAGCAGUAUCUACUAUACCACAGCCUGGGGUUCGCCGUAUGCUGCGCCGAGCCCGCGCAGACUCUCGUGGUCAUUAAGUCAAGACGCCAGUGCUGACCGUGAAUCCGGGGAUAGCUCUCCUGUCUCGAUUCAAUUCGGUCUCGAGCCCAACAGGCCUGAUAUACUUCGCAACCUUGAACCGUCGGUGAAGGAUUUCGGUGACGGUACUCUCGAACGCUCUCCAAAACGAGCGAGUAGAAGAGGAAAGUCGAUACAGGAUUUCACACAAGAUUGGAUCAAUCAAUACCUUACCGGUCAGCCGAGAACUGAACGAAGCAAUUGGUUGAGUGACGACUCCGGUAGUGAAGCUCCCUCGUUCAUUACGGCCGCGAAUCAUUUCGCCGACGACGCAUCAGACGAUUGGCUUGGUCUUGAAAACGACUCUCGCGACCAGGAUAUAUUGAAGACCCCAACUCUGUCUGACUUUGUCAACCGAAAGGCUACAAGUCGACGAGAGGUAGGACCGGUCCGCAAGAUCAAGGAGUCUCUUCACAAGAGAGCCGGUACUCUUCGACAGGAGGAUUUCUGGGGAUUCGCGUACGAUAAAGAUCCACAGUCAAUAACCAUGACGGAGACAAAGGAACCACAAGCCUCUACCGAGGUGGAACACAAACCUCCAUCUCCAGACGAUAAGCCCUUGCCGCCUCCACCGGUACACGACAAGGAACAGUCUCCAACGGCCGAUGCUUCAGAAAAUAUCACAGAAGCGAGUACCAACAAGGAGAAACCAGCUGAAAGCAACCCCACCCCGCCUCCCAAGAGACAAAGGAAAAAGAUACCAUGGCGUGGCAAAGGAUGCAUUAUUGAACUUCCUAUGUUUGACAAGAGAGGAACAGAAGAGUCUGGAUAUCGCCUCUUGACUGCUGAAGAUGUCCAACGAGGAUUACAACAAUGGGAGGAGCUAGGGUACGACGUUAGCGGCUUCAACGUAGGCGCAACAGAGGAUCCCUCCAACCUUGAGCUCGGGGGUGCCAGUCGCCCACUUUACCCUGAUGUAGCUGACUUGCAAGAUGAGAUAAAACCGGGAAGUUAUACCGUCAGCUUUCCCAACAAAGAGCGUUGGGAUGAUUAUGUCAAUCAACUACAAGAAGAGAAGCUACGGGCCCUGGGCGUGUUUGGAGGCGACGAUGAACCCCAGCCAUCCCCAUCACCUGCUUCGGGAUUGAACACUAUGACUCCAUUCCCUGGCCUCGUCUCAUCCCCACCAAUCCCAACAGCGUCUGCGGCCAGCAAUCCUCUAUCGAUGCACCACCCAUUCUCACCGCAACUCACCCAGGCAGGCAGUAUGAACAGUGGCAUCCCGUCUUUAGCGUCACCUGCUUCACAAUUCGGUAUGCAAACACCAUUCUAUGGUGUGGACCAAGGUAUGGUGCCUGGGUUCCUUCCCUUCCAACCCACUCCUCCAGCACAGGGAUCCCUUACGCCUCAAAGCUUCAUCAACUUGCGUCAAAGCGGUCCGAAUUCGACUAUUCCAGGCACUCUCUCCAGUCUUACUUCUAUGUUGUCACCCGUUUCUCCCUUAACCGACCAAAACGUCUUUCAACCUGGCCUGGGUGAUCACACGGACCAACAAAAGGAUGGGUUCGAUGAUCAUAUAAAUCAUCAAACGCAGGAUAGUUUCCAUGAAGACCAACUCCAUCCGCUUCGCACGCCUCCACCGAACCCGGAUAAUUUCCACGCGUCGACGGUCGAGAUUGCUCAGCCGACUCCUCGUGGCCAUAGCCGCGGUCAUAAUCUUAGUGAAACUCUUCAAAGGGGUAUCGAGCAAGUCACGCCCGAUUAUCACCUGGAGAACUCUAUUGAAAGAGAGCUUGAUGGUGGUGAAUACGACCCGAUCCAACACAACCUUGGCGGGCCGGAUAUGUUGAAAUCCAGGUGGGCAUUGCCAGAGACCGGCGCACCUCAGCAUAUGGCCCAGCACCUGAAUCACUUUUAUGGGGACAGUUAUGACGGAGCGCCUGCUCAUGAGGGCUCAGAUAUCGAUACCAAUCCUAGUUUGUCAGGGACGCCGCGCCGUAAUGGAUCACUCGCCCAGCAUACUCCUUGGCAUGAACCGAAGCCCAGUAAUGGGUCGUAUUCUGGCGGACAUCAUUCAAAACUCUCAACUUCGAGUCUUAACGUUGCGGCCAAGGAGUUCUCGCCGACCGGUCAAGUCGCUCCGCAACCGUUGCCUUUUCCGCAGCAAAACUCCUUCCAAUUCCCGACAUUGGAACACUCCGUGUUUACUUUUGGAGCUGGAUCAAGCCACCAGCCUUCUGGGUCUGGGCGGCUCAAUGUUGCUGCUCCUGCGUUUACUCCUGGUAAUAUUGACACUGGCUUUGGUACCAGCGAGGACAGCGAAACCCGGGAGUUCAAGUUUUCUGCCCCAUCUGCUCCUUCUCUAAAUGUCGCUGCCCCAGAAUUUAGCCCGGGUAGGACCAAGAUCUUUGGUGACAUCGACCUCUCAGGGAUUACCAACUCGGCCAAGAAAUCAAAGGCGAUCCCCAUCGUCCGCCCAGAUGAGAAGGAAGAGGAUAAGGACAACGAAGAGGCGAAGGAGGGUAAGGAUGAUCGUGGUCGGCCAAUUCCUACCGACCGCCAUAAACGUGCUCGUCGGGGCGCCGGUGAUGCCUCUGAUGGCGAGGCUCACUACAGCAUAUCGAAACCCCUGGGCGAAGCCAAUAACCUCCAGUCUUCACAGCCAUCGAACGCUCCUCAUACUCCUGCUGAGGGCAAGGAAAAUGCUCUUCCUGAUCAGGACAGGGAACUUCCUGUGGAAUCGAAAGAGCCCCCGGUCCAAAACGAGAACCCCAUUGAGCGCAAGGAUACCCCUGUGAGCGAAGCCUCCACUUGGGCUCCUGAAGAAACUAAGGCCAAGGACACAAAUGUGACCCAAGAUACAGCCGAGCCAGUUGAGACACAGCGUAAGAGUGUCGAAGUAGGUGUGCAGGAUAAGCCUCAGCCUGAGCUGCCACAGGACAAGCCUGUUCCACAAAACGAGCAGAGCCAGCCAGCUGAGAAAUCUGAGAAGCCUGAGAAUAGUCUCAGAAGAUCUAUCUUUUCGGCUGCCGCUAGAACGUUUAAUUUCAAGCCGUCUAUUGCCGAAUUUGUUCCAUUUGGUGCCGAGCCACCCAAGCCUCCUCCCAAAGACGAGCCGAAGGAGGAAAAACCGAAGGAAGAACAGCCAAAGGAAGAGAAGCCAAAGGGCCUCAUGUCUUCCCGUUACGCUGUUGCCAGCCCUCCACCCUCCCCGCCUGCACGACAAUUAUCCACUGAGCUCACAGCUUCUGCUGAUGUUAGAGUGAAGGAAGAUGCGCCUGAAGAUACUCUACAAGACGUUGAAGAAUCCCAAGCAGACAAAGAGGAGGAGGAUCAAGACUCCCUUGAUGAAGACCAACUCAACGCUAUCAUGGAUCAACUCAACGAUGACUCCGACGUUGGGGUUGAGCGCUUGAGUACUCCCAAGCCUGCGGGUGACCUCCCAGAGCCGGUCCAGGGUCCAUCGAAAGAGAAACGCCAUGUUCAAGCAGACGACAGGAGCGAGCCUCCAAGUCCCAGCCCUGGAAGGGGUCUCAUGCCUCACAAUCUUGAUGUGCCUAAACUCGAUUUCGACGCGCAAUCUCAGUUUUCGGCCACUCCUACGAAGGGUGCCGCUUCCAACAUCCACUCCCCUGUUCGCCAACUAUUGAGCCGAAACGAACAUAUCAGCGACUGGGACGAUGUGAUCUCAUCUGGAGAAGAGGCCAAACUGACAAAUCGAAGCAAGUUCUUUGAUCGUCGUAUCAAUGAGCUCCUAGGCUCUGCUAUCGAGGAACGCCUAAACCCUCUCGAGCAUGCGCUAAGUGGCAUUCAGCAAUCUCUUAUGGCUUUGAGUUCCGCACCUCCCCAGAGCACAUUGCCUUUGCGGAGUACAUCCGCCGAGGUUGACAGUGACGCGGACGAUGAAGAAGAUGGCUACGAAGAGGACGCAUCUUACAGGCCCAGGUCGCCACUUCAUCAGCGGGAGCGUAAGCUCGAGAAGCUUAGGAAUGUUGUUCUAGAAGCUUUGGCCUCCCGCGAAGCCCAGCCUGCUCUCAACCAGCCUGGCAUCGCAGAAUUACUGCAGCUUCGCGACAGUGUCGCCGAGCUACACGCCCUAACGGCGCAAAACCUGUCGCAGGAUACAAGUGCUAGCCUAAGAGAUAUGAUGCAAGAAGUGGUCGCGAGUCAACUCAACCAGCGUUCACGUUCGGACGCCGAAGAGAUCGGGGCCGACAGCCUUAUGCUCCAAAUCAACAGCUUGAAGGAUAUGUUGCGGGGUGCUGAUGAGCGUACCGAGAGCGAAUACAAGAAGCGAAGACAUGCUCAAGACACCAUUGCCCAGCUCCAGCGACUGCUUAAGAAUGUCGAAGAAGAGUCUGCUCGUCAUAGUGCAGCUGCUGAAUCCGCAGAAGCUCGAUUACUGCAAUUUCAGGAAGAGAAAAUGCCUUAUUACCAGAAUAUCCAGCACAGGGCGACUACGCUUGAGAAAGAACGCGAGACUACUCGACUGACACUCGACGAGCUGUCUUCCAAGAACAUCUCACUGCAAGGCACAAUCGAUGAGUACCGAUUGGCAACUGAUAGCGCCAGGCGGGAAACCGAGGAAGCCAAUGCUCGAUUGGAAGAGGUUAGGGCUGAUAACCACAUCCUCCGCAACACGGUGGCCAAUAUGAAGAUGCGCAUCGAGGACGGUCUCAACAUCCGCCAGAACCUCAGCGAAAAGCUCGAUGGUCUUCAGGAUCAGAUGGUGGCUUUGACUGGAGACGUCACCCGAGAGCAGGCCUCUUGGCGACGCAAGGAAGAAGAGCUGCUUGCCAAGUACAGUGAGCUGCGGGCGUCCCAUAACCGUGAGACCAAGUUGCGCGAGCAGCUCGAGCUCGAUGUUGCGAAGCUGGAAGAGCAGGAGCGUGAAGCAUCAAAGCUGAGGUUCAUCUUCGGGCAAUCUCAACAGGAGAACGAAAGGCUCGAAGAGCUCGUGAGUGAGCUGAGGCAGAAGAACCAAGACUUGGAUAUGAAGGCAGCUCACUUCGAGCGCGAGUUCAAUGAAGCCCGUGAGAGCAGCAGAGUUGAGAUUCAGCGUACGCGCACGUCGCUGGAGACGGACCUUGAUGCUUCUAACACUCAGGUAAACAUUGUUCGUGCUGAGCUAGAAGCCCAAAUCGCCCGUCUUCAGACCCAACUCGACAAUGUCAAACUGGACAGCGACACUUCGCGAGAGCGCUAUGAGAUGCUACUCGAGGAGGCACAUGAAACAAGGGCUACAGCGGUAGCCAGUGCUGUUGAGUCCAAGGAAUUUGGUAUGGACGAGCAGCGGAAAUUGCAUGAACGUGUUCUGAAUGACCUCAGAGAGCGUCACGCUCGCGCUCUACACAACUCCUCUGAAGAUAGACAACGGACAGAGAACCAUCUUGCGGAACGGCUGGAGCUCUCUGAUGACAAGGUUAAGCAUCUCCAGGAACGAGUGGUGCACCUUGAAGAGAAGCUGGAAAUCACCCAGUCAGCAGCCCGUGCCGCUGCCGAAGCUGCUCAGUCAGCCAAAUCUGCUGGUCCGAUCACGGCCUCACACUCGAGCUCUCCAUCGAUGCCCUUCAACCAAGGAACGUCAGCACCGGAGAAGAUCUCACCCCAAGCGUUGCGAGAAUCCAUUCUGGUUCUACAGGAUCAAUUGCAGCAGCGUGAAACUCGCAUCGACGAACUUGAAGGCGAACUCUCUGAUGUCGACAAAGAGGCACCUACAAAGGUCAAGGAGAGGGAUACAGAGAUCACUUGGCUGCGUGAACUUCUCGGUGUCCGUCUUGAUGACCUCCAAGAUAUCAUCAACACCCUGGGACAGCCGUCUUUCAAUCAGCACUCUGUGCGCGAUGCCGCUAUUCGGUUGAAGGCAAACCUUCAGAUGCAACAGCAGGAAAAGGAGAGGGCUAUGAACGGCCAGAGCUUCCCAGGCAUGCCCUCUCUAUCUGAACUGACUGCAUCCCCAAGAGCCCUGCCUUUAGCGGCAGCUGCGGCAUGGGGCAACUGGCGUAAAGGAAGACAGAAUUCGAACUCCAAUUCCUCCGAUCAGACACCCUCAAAAUCAAGUCCUGCAGGUGCUUUCCUCUCUGGGCUUCUGACGCCUCCCAACUCGAAUGUACGACAAGCUAGUCCCAACAGCAGUACACCAACAGCCCCUGGUUGGAGACGGUCAUCAGAGAGCCGGCCGCUCAAGAGCUACGACACCACUCCCCGCCCAUUAUCUUCUCGUGGCGCCGGCAAGAUGCGAGAGCCACCGACCACUCCACCACUUCUGCGAGGGUCCAGCUACGACCAUGACGCCGAGCCAGCCGAUUACACGCAGUCUUCCCUUGAAGAAGACGAAAGCACUGCUGAUGGGUUCGUCUCAGCCUCUCCCAAGGAGUUGAUAGACGGCCCCUUCGGCCCACAAAUAGCAUGA
Messenger RNA from Aspergillus versicolor CBS 583.65, 6792 nucleotides. Its product is annotated as putative myosin class II heavy chain (MHC). Bases 1 to 6792 code for a protein of 2263 amino acids. Lineage: Eukaryota; Fungi; Ascomycota; Eurotiomycetes; Eurotiales; Aspergillaceae. The transcript has a single exon. Gene Ontology annotation, cellular component: cytoskeleton. The record is from RefSeq and is a predicted model, not a curated record.